This is a messenger RNA of Coregonus sp. 'balchen', 6736 nucleotides long. The record is from the annotation of a GenBank genome assembly. Lineage: Eukaryota; Metazoa; Chordata; Actinopteri; Salmoniformes; Salmonidae.
CGAACAAAUAUAAACCCACAAGCAAUUUAACGUAAAACAACACUGGCAGCGCCACUUGAUAUAGACCUCUCCUCCAAUGACUGCUUAGCCUAUAAGUGGACAAGUGACAGGAUACUGCGGAUGCUUGCUUUCUAGACACACAUGCUACGCACAGCCUUUUGAAUGUCACCUACUUAUUGCAACCGAACAGCGGAGUGACAGCCCUCGGAGAGAAACUUAUUUGGCUACAUUAUUGGUGAGUAUAAAGCAACUUCUUGUUCCUCUUGUGGAAUUUCAGAAUUUGACAAUUAAAGGGCUACUACUCUAUGAUGGUUUUAUGUUCCACUUGUUUUAAUUUCAUAACUGGUUUUAGUAUAAAGCACAUGUGAAGCAGCCUAACCAGUCAGUUAUUCAUUGCAAGUUAUGCAAGACACAGAACUGUGGUAUUUUCUGGUUGCCUAGUCGGGCUAUUGCAUAAGACCUCUUUCACUGUGGUCUAUAAUAACUUUAUGUAGCCUACAUGGAUAAGGCCUCACUAAAUCAAAUAACACUGCUCUUGAAGUGCUUGAAAUCUACUUUUGUGCUAAUUUAUUAUAUAAGUAUGUUACUUUUAUGUUAGUGUAUGAACUUGUGAAGGCCUACAGAAAAACUACUUUUAUACUGUAUUAUUUCAGAGAUUUAAAUUAAAUUUGAGCCAUCAUACAUGAUUUCUAAAGUACCAUCUCUCAAAUUACAGUACAAAACAUAGACUCCUUAGGGUAAUGAUUCACGCCAUGGUUAUCCAAUUCUUGGAUGUGCUCUUGCUCCACAAAUUAAAGGCCACUGUCUGCUUUUUUUCACACAUACAAUGGUCAUUAAUUUGACGCAGCCCAAGUUGUAUCAAUAUUGACUUUGAUCUGUCAGCAGACAUGCUGUAACAUUGCUGAUCCAUAGUGACUGUUUUGGUCCUGUCUGUUAACUCCUGGUCUAAUAUGUUUAUGUCAGUACAAGUAUGUAAUGAGUGUUAAAUGCUGAAAUGAAACAAUACUUUAGAACUUCUGAUUCAGUGUGGUGGAUUAAUCUUUUUGGUUGUCUUUUUUGCAGAAUAUUGUAUAUCAUCAACCACCUGCUGAGGCUACCACACAAUGGAUGUCCUUUGCAUAUUAUCCCAGUGUCUAAGAAAACUCUCAAACCAGCUCUGUAAACUUAGAUAACAAUUAUUGUUUUACCCUUCCCUUUAGCCUCUUAUUGACCAGAGCUCGGAAAGGAGUAAGAAAAUAGCUAUAUUCUUUGAUUUGAGGCAGGACACCUGAAACAUUUAUUUAUUGAAUCUCAAAGAAGCAAUAUACCUCAUUAUUUAUUAAUCAUAUAAUCUUGGAAAGCAUUGUUAAGUUAUUAUGAAACUAUCCUAAUAUUUAGAAUUUAGUUUUGAGAUUCAAACACAAGUUUUUUGCAAUGGAAUCUACCACUAUAGCAUCUCUUGCAGCAGCCACCACUUUAGCUACCGCGGCCUAUUCGAGCGAUAUGUCAGGCUACCUGUGGCUACUGAUCCUGGGCUUUGUUAUUGCCUUCAUCCUGGCCUUCUCUGUGGGGGCCAAUGAUGUGGCCAACUCAUUUGGCACGGCGGUGGGCUCUGGCGUGGUCACCCUACGGCAGGCCUGUAUCCUGGCCACUAUCUUUGAGACGGUGGGCUCCAUGCUGCUGGGGGCCAAAGUCAGCGAGACCAUCCGCAAGGGCAUCAUCGACGUGAACAUGUACAACGGCUCCGAACACGUGCUGAUGGCAGGCUCCAUCAGUGCCAUGUUUGGUGAGUGCUUAUAUGAUGGUCACUGUUAGGAGUUCAGAAACUCCUUGCAUGCUAUGUUGAUUUGAAAGGUCUCAAAAGCAUUUAUUGAUAUCCUUUUGAAAAGGGCAACAAAUGAGGACUUUGUUCAUCCUUGUGUCCUACAGGUUCUGCUGUGUGGCAACUGGCCGCUUCAUUUUUGAAGCUCCCUAUAUCUGGAACCCACUGUAUUGUGGGUGCAACAAUUGGUUUCUCCAUGGUAGCCAAAGGUCAUCACGGGGUCAAAUGGAUGGAGCUACUACGCAUUGGUAUGUAAAUGACUGUGGAGAUAUGCUGCAAUAGGGACUAUGCCGCAAUAGUGACUUGCACAGACAUUUUUAUUGUGAGAUGAUAAGACUACAUUAAAAGGGUGACAUGCAUGCUUAUGACAAGUCUUACAAUGCAUUAUAUCUGUAUCAUAAUGCAUUAUAUAUGUCUGUGUUAAGUAAAGUGUUAACAAAUAGUGUUGGUCAGAGACUAGUUAAAAUAUGCUUUGAAAGGAUUCUCUUUUAAAAUGCCCCUCUUUUCUCUCUGUAGUGGCAUCUUGGUUCCUCUCACCUCUGCUGUCAGGCAUCAUGUCAGCAAUUCUCUUCUAUUUCGUUCGAAAGUUCAUCCUGAAUAAGGUAAGAGGGCUAAACCUGUAAUUCACUCUUGUUUUUAGUGUUUAAACCUUCCUCUGGGGAGUGAAUGUAGAAGGAUAAAAUGACUGUUUCAACACAACAUGGGGAGUAUCUGAGGAAUAUAUGAAAUAACAGUGAUAUUUAAGAAGAGAUCCUUAACUAUGUACUCCGAGCCAGAUAUUACCCAUCCUGUCUUCCUCAGGAGGACCCUGUUCCCAACGGCCUGAGAGCUCUCCCUGUCUUCUAUGCUAUCACCAUGGCCAUCAACCUGUUCUCCAUCAUGUUCACUGGAGCCCCCUGUGAGUACAAUACACACUCUAUCACGAUGCACACAUACACACCACCUACUUCAUCCUCUCAAACCACUCUCUCACAGCACUAAUGCAGGGACCAUUGACACCCCUGGAGCACGCUUGAUGCCUUAUAAAAAAGUGUCACUGGAGGCACCAAGGAGUCUGCUUUGAUGACAUCUCUAAAUAUUUCACUCCUAUGUUUUGUCAUUCAGUGUAUUUAACAACCUGAAUCUCAGAAAAGCAAGCCUACCGCUGUCAGAACUUCUGCAAUAACAUUUCUUAUACUGUGUUUUGGAAUACAAUUUUCUUUUCAAGUUGAAUGAGCCACUGAGAGAAAUAUUAAAUGAGAAAUGUGUGUUUCACUUGCAGGGCUGAACUUUUCGAGAAGUCAACUGGCCUGGGAUUAAUACACACCAUAACCCCUGCACACAGCACACAUACAGCACACAUAGACAACAAUAUGUAGGCUAUUCUGUAUGGUAUUGCUAAUUUAGCAGGACAACAUUUUUUACCACGCUCGUUUUAAUGCUUGCCCACAUACUCUUUUCACAUACUCUUGUCCACUUUUUCUGUUUCUCAGACACUCACAGUAUCACAACUAAUGUUCAUAAUCUCAUUCACUCCAACAGACACACAUAAUCAGAACCACACAAUUUUGUGUAGCAUCAUUUAGAGCAGGGCUCUCCUACCCUUUUCCUGGAGAGCUACCGUCCUGUAGGUUUUCACUCCAACCCUGUUCCCGGAGAGCUACCGUCCUGUAGGUUUUCACUCCUACCUUAAUCUAGCGCACCUGUUUCUAAUAAUUAGCUGGUUGAUAAACUGAAUCAGGUUAGUUACAACUGUGGUUGGAGUGAAAAUCUACAGGAGGGUAGCUCUCCAGGAACAUGGUUGGAGAACUCUGAUUGACGAGAUAAGAAGUGUUCUUUUGGGAGCCUCUUGCUAUAUCUAUGGCAGUAGGAGAUUCAUUGUCACUACAUUACAGCAUUUUCCAUCCUGUAUAUUUGCAUUAUUCGUCUCUGCCUUUGGCUGUAAAUGGUGUUUUGCUCCCUCUCUCUUACUUCUGUCAAGUCUUCAUUAAAAUAGGCAGAGCUAGACAUCUUAUUUUGCUUCAUAUACCACUAUGAGACACUUUGAUAGAGCAUCUCUUAAUUAAAUGUACUAGUUAGCCAUACGUUAGUCUAUUACAUUUCAUUCUCUACCGGAUUAAACAGGUAAGUAUUUGAUGAAAAUUGUGUUACUAACCAUAUAGUAUAAACAUAUGUUAAUAAGUAAGAAACAAAAAAGUAAAAACAAUUACUAGUGGUUGGUACAUAGUAAUGCACUGGCCUAUUUUAAAGUGACCCUAAAUCACAUAAUCACUGUGCCACAGCGCCUGUCUGACUCCCAUUAUCUGUUGUGCGGAGCAUGUACUCUGUCUGAUACUGCUAAUCUCUGAGGACGUACACAAACAGUUUAGCUGGAAGUUCAAAAGUUUUCAAGAAAUCUACCACGUGUCUCCCAUCUCAUGUGAUUAUGAAGUAGGCAGGGGCAUAGAAACUACCAUCAAAGGACAGCAUUUGGUUUGUAGUAUCCUAGUGAUUAUCUAAAAUGACUUUGAAGGCACAAGCAAUAGUACACUCAAUAGUGUACUGGCCAUUUGCAUAACUUAAAUGAUAAGGUCACGUUCUACUUAAUUCAAAUUACUGAAGUAUGUACAAUUUCUAAUUUUAGAAAAUGCAUCUAACCCAACUACGAAUGUAAACUGAGACAUGUUCGAUGUUUUGGACAGAAUUUUGUUGCUAUGACUGUGAUAUAAUACAGUGGGAAAUGUUGACAUUCCCAUGGCAGGUGCUGUGUAUGAUGACCUUGGAUUAUGUGGAGGGUACAUGCUUUAGUGAAAGCAUCCUCUGAGCAUUCUGUUCCUCAUUCCCUUGUCCUGUACAUAGUGCUGGGGUUCGACAAAAUGCCAUGGUGGUUAACACUGCUCAUCUCGCUAGGCUGCGCCCUCAUCACAGCCAUGGUCGUGUGGUUCUUCGUCUGUCCACGGCUCAAGAAGAAGAUCAGGCGUAAGUGGCAUUGCUGUCCUUUUUCAUUCAUUUGCACAAAAUAAAUACUGGACUUCAAACUUGUGUUGAUUUAAAGGGAAUUGACUGAUAUGAAGAUAAUCCUGAUUGCUCCCUUUCUGCCUGUUUGUCAAUCAGGUAAAGUGGCCUCCAGCCCCUGUAUGACUCCACUGAUGGAGAAGACCCCUUCCAAACCUGCCCCACAGGAGCAUCCCUCCACAAUUCAUCCUUUUGACUCUGUUCCCCAGACACCGCCAGCCUAUGCGAAAAGGGCGGCCUUUAAGAUUGGAGGCUCAGAGGAGGCUGAUCUGGACAGCAACAUGGACACCAAAGACUUAGAAGCUAGCAAUGGUGAGAUCCCCUUACUUUGUUGCAAGUGACUAGUGACCAUUUUAAUUAGGGCACAAGACAUUAUUUGUAAAGGUAUACAUUUUAUAUAGAUAAAGUAUUAUAAUAUUAUUACAUUACUAUAAUAAGUAUUAUAGUAUUUGUACACUCAUCAUUAUUGUUUGAACUGAAUGUAUUAUUGCUGGUUAUCCUUCUUAGGUAUUAAUGGCAUGGGCCCCAUGACCAUCACGGACCCACACAGUGGUCAGGCUCACACUGUACACAAGGACUCAGGGCUCUACAAAGACCUGCUGCACAAGCUUCACCUAGCCAAGGUGGGUGACUGCAUUGGUGACGAUGAUGGACGGCCCAUACGGCGGAACAACAGCUACACGUCCUACACCCUGGCCAUCUAUGGCAUCCAUGGGGACCCCAGAUACAAGGAGGGAGAUCUAGCAGAUCAGCGGAAGAGAUUGCGGCAUGACAGCUACAACAGCUACUGCUCAGCUGUAGCAGAUGGUGGCACAGUGGCUAAGGAGGAGGCAGGGGCUGUGGGGCUGACACUGGAGGCUGGCAAGGAUAUACUUCUAGAGGAGGAUGAGCUGGAGGUGGACCGGCCAGAGGUCACACAUCUCUUCCGGUUCCUCCAGAUUCUCACUGCUUGUUUCGGCUCUUUCGCCCAUGGAGGCAAUGAUGUCAGGUAUGCUAGGAUAGAGAAUAUAGAGAAAGAAUUACUGUCUGUGUAUUAUCAUAGGCUGAUUAUAGGCUGUUAUCCUCUCACAGUAAUGCGAUUGGUCCUCUGGUGGCCCUGUGGCUCGUGUUUGAGAGUGGCUCUGUGGUGUCCGAUGCCCCCACACCCAUCUGGCUGCUGUUGUAUGGAGGAGUGGGCAUCACUGUUGGGCUCUGGGUGUGGGGACGCAGAGUGAUCCAGACCAUGGGCAAGGACCUCACCCCAAUCACCCCCUCCAGGUAUGCCAUGCACUGAAACUAUCACCCCCUCCAGGUAUACCAUGCACUGAAAGUAAAUAUCUGAGUUUUACAGAAGUCUUUGGGCCAAUACAACAAUAUAUCACAUUGUUCAAACUCCCAAUGUUUAUUCAGUAUGAAUAUCAUUCACUGUACUCUUGUUUCUUAUUACACAGUAUACUGUAUAACCUCUUGCGAAUCUUAUUUGCUUCCUCCAGUGGAUUUAGCAUUGAACUGUCCUCAGCACUCACAGUGGUAGUGGCCUCCAAUAUUGGUCUCCCUGUCAGCACAACUCACUGCAAGGUAAUUCAAGUUUAAAUGUAUAGAUGAGUCUGUCCAAUUUCUUAGCCUAACGAGAAACUGUCUAUAGUGCUAUAACACUGUUAUAAAAUAUUUUGGAAAAUGUGUGUUUUAUAACACCAUACCGGAGGAGUCGCAUGACACGUUAAUAAGUAACAAUUCAUUAAUUCAUUCAUUGACCAGUGUGAAACGGUAGAAACCAGUGUGAACCUGUGCAUAGUGUUGAGUAAAGUUUCUGUUAUGCAUUCUCAGGUGGGCUCUGUGGUUGCUGUUGGAUGGCUGCGCUCCAGGAAGGCUGUUGACUGGCAUCUGUUCAGGAACAUCUUCAUCGCCUGGUUUGUAACCGUCCCCAUCUCUGGGCUCAUCAGUGCUGCCAUCAUGGCUCUCUUCACCUAUGUUAUCCUGUGA